This is a messenger RNA of Vicia villosa (hairy vetch), 1285 nucleotides long. RefSeq lists its product as uncharacterized. Bases 713 to 1126 code for a protein of 137 amino acids. Lineage: Eukaryota; Viridiplantae; Streptophyta; Magnoliopsida; Fabales; Fabaceae. The record is from RefSeq and is a predicted model, not a curated record. The transcript is spliced from 5 exons.
UUCUCUAUACAAAUUACAGAGUUGUGUCGUUUCCUCUCUCGCUCUCCAUUACGCCUUUCUCUGUAACUCACUCGUUAACUCUCUCACGCCGGCCACUAUUCUCCGCCAUUGCACGCUUUCCACUGCUCAUGUUACAUCAUUUACUGCAAUACCUCUCAAAAAAGCAGUUAGACAGGACCACCGCCUCAGACUCCCUCGUAUUGUUGUGCAGUAUUUUUCUCCAAGGAAUUUAUACCAAGGUCUCUGAAUCUAUUUCCUCGAUUAUCGAGAGACCUUAUCAUAUGAAUAACACUAAGGACUUAAUUUUGGGUUUGUAACCUUAGACCUCAACUUCAAAAGUAGUCUUUUAGAAAUAACAAAUCUGGUAUGGUAUUUGUGUGUGAUUCUCUAUAUAAUGUGUUUUUUCAAUCUCUUAUUAAUUAAUAUUUGGUUUUUUAAUAUAUGAAUAUUAAUGUAGCGGGAAAAAAAGGAUGGACAAGAAGUCACUCAAGCUGAGAUGUUUAUUGAAACUCGAAAAAGUCGUAAGGGAAAAUAAGUGGAUGAGGAAACCCAAUUUACGAUUGAUAAACUUCAAGAGUCUAUUGAAAAUUCAACUGAAGUUGGAACACAAACAUUUCAAUCAUUGUUUGGAAAAGAAAAGCCCGGUAGAGUGAGAUGUUAUGGAAGAACUGUUACACCAUCAUUGUUGAAAAAGAAUGAAGAAAUUUCUUUAAUGAAAAUGCAAUAUGAUGGUAAAAUUUCUGACAUGACACAAAAGAUGGGAGCAAUGGAGGCGCUUUUGAAAAGCAUGUAUAUGCAACAAAAUCCGCAUUUAAGUGAAGAGGAAGUAGAUGAAAAGAUGAGAGAAGCUUUGCACAAUGAUAAUAUUCCAACACCACGCUCAUCGACAUCAACCUAUGCUCCGGAUAAUCAAAAGGUUAGAAACGAAGAUGAUCCUCUGGAUGAACAAGAUGAAGAUCUCCAAGAUGACGACGAUCUUUAUUAUGAUCAAGAUGAUGAGGAUCUUCAAUAUGAUCAAGAUGAGGAUCUUCAAUAUGAUCAAGAUGACAUUCUUCAAGAUGACGAUUCUCUACAUGAUGAUUCUCAUGAUCCUCAAUACAAUGAAUGUGAUGAAGACCUUCAUUGAUUCGAAUAUGAACAAUUAUAUUUUGUUUUAUGGAGUUACAUAAGUCAACUAGUUAGUUUAUUACAUUUCAAAGAGUUUGGAUUUAUUUUGAAAAUUUUAUUCUUACAUUUCAAAGAGUUGAUUACACUUCAACUUAUUAAUUAAUACUUCAUAUUGAUA